UUUUCUCGCCCUCCUCCUCUCGUCUUCUCCUCCACCUUGCUUGUACCCGCAUCCACCUCCUCACCCUUUUUCUCUCUCAUCAAUCUCUCUCUCUCCACAUCCAUCCAACCCUACCCACACCCACGCGACCAAACCCUCGGCGCGGCGGCGGCGGCGGCGAGGAGGCGAGGAGGAGGCGUAGCAGCCGCCGCGUUGGCAAGCGCCAGGUGCGGGCGGAUCGGAUCCGGGGGGCGGAGCGGAGGUGUGGUGGUGGGGGGGAGCUAUGGCGUACGUGGACCACGCCUUCUCCAUCUCCGACGAGGACGACCUCGUCGGCGGCGCCGUGGGGGGCCCCCGCGGCGCGCCCGUCAAGGAGAUCGCCUUCGCGGCCGCGCUCCUCGCGUUCGGCGCGCUCGGCGCCAUCGGUGGCGUCCUCAUGGCCGCCAACAACGUCGGCGGCGACCGCGCGCACGGAAUCUUCUUCAUGAUUCUGGGUAUUGUGAUGUUCAUCCCUGGGUUCUACUACACAAGAAUUGCCUACUAUGCUUACAAAGGGUACAAGGGCUUCUCGUUUUCGAACAUCCCGCCGAUCUAAAGAAAGAGGUGUAUCAUACGCCGACUUGGUUCAUCUCAUCACGUCCAAUGGCGAACACCAUUUCUCAUUUUCAUCUUGUCUAUUUCUUCUUCUGCUGCCCCCCUUUGUAGGAUGAACUUCUAGACAUGUACAUAUAAAAUGCUACUCCCAUAAUGUAUCAUUAUGGUGUGGUGAGCUGAAAGGUUGUCCAUUGUGUGAUUAUGUUGGGUUACUAUGACACAUGUCUGAUAAGAACUUUAUGAUGUUGUGUUGCUCUCAUGCUGUCUGCUGUUUGUGUUAAGAUAACUGAAGUUACCGCACUGUCAUGACAGUUUGGUCCCCUUAUCAGAUAAGAACACCAUUGUGUGAAUAAACGUUCCGUUAGCUUUGGUGUUUCGCUCA
Molecule: messenger RNA, 955 nt
Organism: Oryza sativa Japonica Group (Japanese rice)
Lineage: Eukaryota; Viridiplantae; Streptophyta; Magnoliopsida; Poales; Poaceae
Cellular component (GO): endomembrane system
Source: RefSeq, a predicted model, not a curated record